GCUUGUGGUGCUUUGAUGCUCUUUGAUUUGACUUUGUUUAUUUAUAGAUAAGAAUUUCGACGAAUAAUUGCAAUAAAAAAUAAAUUGGCAUAGCAUGUAGGCUUAAAUAUGAGCAAUAUGUUGAUAAAACCUCUCCGUGCCAGUAUAAACAGUGUGAAAGCGCGUCAGUGCGUCGGGGUUUUGUCCCGACAGUUUUCUAAUCGUCUAGAUGCCCUAGAUUACGAAGAAAGACUCACAGGAUGUCUUUCUCAGCUUCCAUCUACAGCCAAAGUGGUAAUAUGCGGCGGCGGGGUCAUGGGUGCAUCAGUCGCCUAUCAUUUAGCGAAAAGAGGAUGGGGUGGUAAAACAAUACUGAUCGAAAAAGAAAAGGUUGGUGGGGGCUCUCGGUGGCAUUCUUCUGGGUUGGUUGGUGUAUUCAAGCCAUCGGUGGCACAAGUUCGCCUAGCUCAGUCUUCUAUACGCUUGUUCCAAGAUCUAGAAGAGAAAGGCCGACCCACAGGCUGGAAGCAAUGCGGGUCUCUCCUCCUGGCUCGGACCAGGGACCGUAUGACUGUCUACAGAAGAAUGAAGAGUCAAUCUGUAUCCUGGGGCAUCGACUGUGAUCUGGUCACACCGAAGGGCUGUCAGGACAUCUGGCCCAUGCUCAAUGUGGAGGACAUUGUCGGAGGUCUGUGGAUCCCCGGAGACGGUGUAGGGGAUCCUCAUCUCAUCUGCAUGUCGCUAAUAAGGGAAGCUCUGCAGAAUGGUGUUGGUGUGAUGGAAGAUUGCUCCGUAACUGGGGUGCUUUCCAAGAAUGACAGAGUGUGCGGAGUGGAAACCACACAUGGGCCCAUUGAGUGUGAAUAUUUUGUCAAUUGUGCUGGCUUUUGGGCGCGACAGGUUGGACAGUUAGCCCGCCCCAAGGUGAAGGUUCCAUUGCUUCCGUGUGAACACUACUACCUGCACACAAAACCUAUAGACAAUCUAGACCCAAUGACUCCAGUUGUUCGGGACCCUGACGGUUACAUCUAUUUGCGAGAGAGGGAUGGCUGCAUCUUAGCCGGCGGAUUCGAACCCGUAGCGAAACCUGUAUACGAAGAAGAAAUACUAUCGCAAGCGUCGCGAUGUGUGGGCGAGGACUGGGACCAGUUCCACGUGCUACUGCAGGAGCUCCUGAAGAGAGUGCCCUCGCUGAGCCAGGCGACGCUGCAUAGACUCUGCAACGGACUGGAGGCGUUCUCGCCGGACUGCAAGUGGAUCGUCGGCGAGUCACCUGAGAUGUUCAACUACCACGUGGCGGCGGGUAUGAAGACGGUGGGGAUCUCGGCCGCCGGCGGCGUCGCCGAGGCCACCGUCGACGGCAUCGUUGACGGAUACACGAAGUACGAUAUGCACGAGCUGGGCAUCAACCGCUUCCUCGGCCUCCACAACAAUAAGCGGUUCCUGCGGGACAGAGUCAGAGAGGUGCCAGGGGUCCACUACGGGAUGCCAUACCCGUUCCCUGAGUUCGAGACGGGUCGCAACCUGCGAAUGUCUCCCAUCUACCCGACGCUGCGCGACAACGGCGCCGUGUUCGGACAGGUCAUGGGCUACGAGCGGCCCGCCUGGUUCGAGCCUCUAGACCCUGAGGCCAGUUCGGAGCAGCCGCGCGAGUUCAAGAUAGCCUACACGAAGUCAUUCGGCAAGCCGCCGUGGUUCGAGGAGGCGAGACGCGAGUACUGGGCGUGCCGUGAGGCGGUCGGUUUGGCAGACUACUCGUCCUUCACCAAGAUUGACUUGCAGUCUCAAGGGCUUGAGGUGGUCGACCUACUCCAGUACCUGUGCUCCAACGACGUGGACGUGCCCGCGGGCAGCAUCAUCCACACCGGCAUGCAGAACGAGCGAGGGGGCUAUGAGAACGACUGCAGCCUCGCCAGGAUCGCCCCCAACCACUACAUGAUGAUCGCGCCAACCAUCCAGCAAACGCGUUGCAAAGUGUGGAUCAAGAAGCACUUGCCGGCCAACGGAUCAGUCACCAUGUCAGAUGUCACGUCCAUGUAUACUGCCAUCUGCAUCAUGGGACCUUUCACCAGAAAUCUCCUGUCAGAAUUGACGGAUACUGACCUAUCGCCAUCGAAUUUCCCCUUCUUCACGUUUAAGGAGAUCGAUGUUGGACUGGCCAAUGGUAUUCGUGCCAUGAACUUGACCCACACUGGAGAGCUGGGUUAUGUGCUGUAUAUUCCUAAUGAGUUCGCUCUCCACGUAUACCACCGUCUCAUGCAAGUGGGCUCGAAGUACGACAUAACCCAUGUGGGCUACUACGCGUCGCGCACGCUGCGAGUGGAGAAGUUCUUCGCGUUCUGGGGCCAGGACCUGGACACGAUGACCACGCCGCUCGAGUGCGGGCGGACUUGGCGUGUGAAGUUCGAUAAAGACAUCCCCUUCAUCGGUCGCGAGGCCCUCCUCAAGCAGCGACAAGACGGCGUACUGCGUCAGUACGUGCAACUCGUGCUUACUGACCACGACCACGAGCUGGACCUGUGGUCGUGGGGCAACGAGCCCAUCUACCGGGACGGCAACUACUGCGGGCAGACUACUACCACGGCGUACGGGUUCACGUUUAAGAAACAGGUGUGUCUCGGGUUUGUGCAGAAUUUCGACGAGAAUGGCGUCGCGCAGCCUGUCAACAACGAAUACAUUUUGGGCGGACAUUACGAAAUAGAUAUAGCUGGAAUACGGUACUCAGCAAAAAUAAACCUGCAUUCGCCGAACCUGCCUACCAAGUACCCAGAUAAGGAGCGCGAUGUAUACCAAGCGACGCGGCCGGCCCGUAGCCAGGAUACCCAGUAUGUGGGCCGCCAUUAUCAACCUUAACCGGAGAAAUAAGCUGUAGUUUUCGCUGUAGCGACGCACUGAUUCUCGACUUAAAUGAGAGCGCCAAAAUAAAAGGCUGUACAUAUCUUUUUUAGGUACGGAAAAAAUAUAAAUGUCAUGCUGUAAUAAUCGCAAUGCAAGAUAAGUAAGCUGUGAUUUUUUGAAAAAUAACGUCUUAGUAUUAAACUGACAAUACAAAAAAAUCUAUUAUUUAUUUAGUUAUGAAAAGAAUAUAUGUAUCGACGUGUGCAAUUAUCGUUAGUAAGAAAUUUUUUAAAUUAGUUAUAAGAUAUUUUUUUGUACACAUUAUUUUAGUUCUCAUAGUACUUCCUAAUUCCAUUUUAGGUGUUAUGCCCCCUAUAUAUUAUACUAUUCUUGUUAAAGUAGAUAAAUUCAUUUAAAUAUAGGAAUAAAAUUAUAAUUAGUAUCUAAUUCGAACUUUUUGAAAUAAAUGCUAACAUGUUAUGAUUAUAUGUAUGUAUCUUGAUCUUUAAAAUGUCUUGCCUAUUUAGUAAGAUUUAUAAAUAUAAUGUCAAUCUGUCGUAAAAAAUCAUAUACCUAUUAAUAUGGUUUACGGAACAGACCGUAUUCAUGUUUUCGCAAUUUUUAUUU
Molecule: messenger RNA, 3444 nt
Organism: Plutella xylostella (diamondback moth)
Lineage: Eukaryota; Metazoa; Arthropoda; Insecta; Lepidoptera; Plutellidae
Product: pyruvate dehydrogenase phosphatase regulatory subunit, mitochondrial
Cellular component (GO): mitochondrion
Molecular function (GO): protein binding
Source: RefSeq, a predicted model, not a curated record